AUGGCGGCGGCAGAGCAGCCUUCGGGCUUGAUGGAUAUCGCGAGUACUCUCACUCAGGAUGAGAUUCCAUUCAAGCUACGCUGCGCGAUUUGCAACAAGUUAGCGGUUAAUGCGUUCCGGCUGCCUUGCUGUGAGCAAGCCAUUUGUGAAACUUGCCAAUCAUCCUUGCCCGAUACCUGCCCCGUUUGCGCACAUACUCCCCUGUCGUCCGAUCUCUGCAAACCGAAUAAAGCUCUCCGGACUACCCUCAAAGCCUUCCUGCGUACCGAAGAGAAGAAGCGCGAAAAGGACCGCCAAUCCGCCACUCCUGCUGCGCCGGCUGAGGCUCCCGUGGAUGGAACUCCGGCGCCUUCGGAGCAACCUGCUGCUACGUCUGCUCCUGAUACACCUGCUGCGGCUCUCCCCGAAGAACAGGCCCCUGCUGAGGAACAACCGGAGGUAGCGCCUGCUGUGGGGGUUCCGCCGGAAGAAUACCCCGCUGCAGAUUCUCAGCCUGUAGAGGCUGGCGAAGAACCUGUACCUGAUGCAAAUACCGAGGUUGCUGAGAAUGCUCAAGCUCAGAAUGAGCAAGAGGAUGAUGCUACCGGCACGCUAGAAAAGGCCGACGCGGCCGACGAAACCGCCGCGGAGGGCGAUGAAGCUGCUGACACGGCGGCGCAAUCUGUUGAAGAAAAUAAUGCACAACCUAGUGGAAUGCAACAAAUGUUCCCCGGCAUGGGAUUUAAUAUGCCUGCCGGAGGAUUUCCCAAUAUGCCAUUCAAUGGCAGUGGCGAUUUCAACCCCAUGCAGUUCAUGUCAAAUGGCAUGUUUAAUCAAAACCCUAUGGGAAUGUCUGGAAUGUCGAUGGACCCGAUGGCCGCGAACCAGGGUAUGUUUGGAGGCUACGGGAUGGGCAUGAACAAUGGCAUGAAUAUGGGAAUGAACUUCGACGCGGGUCAGGGGAUGUAUGCUGGGGGAUGGGACGGCUCUCAAAACAAUAUGUGGAAUGGAGGCCAAGAUAAAUUCAAUCCAAAUGCUUUCGCAAAUGGUAUGGGCUCGCAGUAUGGGCCCUCCUCUGGAUUUGGCGGAUUUAAUAUGUCUCAACCCAACGCAAAUUACUUCCCUAACCAAGACUUCUCGAAUGGGUACUAUGGCCCCGGCUACGGCAGAGGCGGUUUCCGCGGCCGUGGUCGUGGAUUCUUUCCUGGUGGCCGCGGCCGCGGGGGCUUCAUGAAUGCUAAUUAUCUUAACGCCGCGUUUCAGAACCCUAACUCCCCUAGCUUUAAUCAGGCAGUGCCCGCCGAGGUUCAAGAUGGUGAAGUCCCGGCGGACGCCAGUACCGAUGCAGAUAAACCAGAGGGUGAACAAGGCACUAGCGGCCAGCAGGAUCCCGAGGACCCAGCAUCAAAGGAGAUGACUGAUGAAACGAUGGGAGAAAAAGUGCCAGGUGAAGAGGUCCCUGAUGCGUCUGGCAGUUUUGCAGAGGAUGACUCGCAACCACGAGGUAUACCAACAAUUGAUAGCCUGGACCAGACUAAUGCUGCCAUGUCCGGUUUAGUUGGAAUGCCUGGUCCCCAUAUGGGACCCGGAUUUGGUAGAGGGUUCAUGCGUGGACUAUUCCCCGGAGGUCGCGGAGGUGGUUUUCCUGGCGGUCCUUUCGUUCCUGGACCCAUGCCAGGACAGGGUGUUGAAGGUGCUCCGGCCGCACCUAGAGCUAUGAGAGAAGGCCUACCUAAUACUAGUGUGUUGCGUCAACGAUACCAAGGGCGAGCAUCGGUUCCCGCCAGCAGACCUUCUGAAGGUACUCAAAGCGGAACCCCAAUAGAGCCACGAGAAGACGAUGACCGCCGCUCAAGGUCAAGAUCUAGGGCUAGAUCCGCAUCGCGAUCCCGGUCCCCGUCUCGUCACAAAGAUGGCCGUCGUCACCGAUACCGCUCACCAAGCGCCCAUGACAGCGCCGAUGAGUACGAACGGAGACGCGAACGAAAACAACGAUCCCGUCGAGAGGAUAAGUACGAUGAGCAGUCAUUAGCGGAAGACGGCCAUCGCACUCGCUCGCCUUCCCUUGAAUCAUCGCGGAGGUCCCAUCGCCGCGACAGAGACAAGGAACGGCGAAGUGGACGUCGCUCUCAUCGCUCGCAUCAUCAUCGAAGCCGCACCAGGAGUCCUAGUCGCGAUGGCGAUCGUGAUGUUGAUCGUCUCUCUGUCAUUGCGGAGGAGAGAUUGAUUGGUGAAGCUGCCGAGGGUUCUAGUCGCAGCCAUCGCUCCGGGAAGGAUCGUUCCAGCCGUCGAGAGGAAGAGCGGGAACGAGACCGUGAUGCUCGGCGCAGAGACCGCCGGGACCGCGAGCGAGAGCGAGACCGCGAUCGACACCGCGAAAGAGAUCGUGACCGUGAUCGUGAUCGUGAUCGCGAACGCUACAGGGACCGAGAAAAGGGCCGUGACCGCGAGCGUGAACGAGACAGAAAACGCUCCCGCCGCGACCGGACCGCCUCCCCCGACAGCGACUACUCCACCCGCCACCACUCCCGACGCCAAAAACGCACCCACGAAGACGACCGCGACCGCGCCUCUUUAAAACAACCCCCCUCCACCUCAACAACCGCCCCCGAAAAAGACCCCAUAACUCUCGAACGCGAAGCGCGCAACCGCGAACGCCUCAUGAAAGAACAGCAGCGCCGCGAAGCAGCUGAAAAUAAUACUAAUGGUAAUGGCACUAGCCACCGCCACAGCCACCGAGACCGUGACCGUGACCGUGGCCGAGAUCGCGAUAAAGAGCGCGAUCGUGAUCGUGAUUACCACAGAUCUAGUCGUCGACGGGAGAGUCGGCAGGAUCGGUCUUCUGCGUUGGUUGGCGGGAGGAGGUUAAGUUAUAAGUAUGAGGAUGAGGAGAGUGAUAGUGCGAGGGCGACGAGGGUUGAAAAGGAGAGGGAGGGGGAGAGGUGGGCUUGA
Aspergillus chevalieri is the source of this 2931-nucleotide messenger RNA. RefSeq lists its product as uncharacterized. Bases 1 to 2931 code for a protein of 976 amino acids. The transcript is spliced from 6 exons. The record is from RefSeq and is a predicted model, not a curated record. NCBI's taxonomy places the organism in Eukaryota, Fungi, Ascomycota, Eurotiomycetes, Eurotiales, Aspergillaceae.